Molecule: messenger RNA, 537 nt
Organism: Triticum turgidum subsp. durum (durum wheat)
Lineage: Eukaryota; Viridiplantae; Streptophyta; Magnoliopsida; Poales; Poaceae
Source: the annotation of a GenBank genome assembly
AUGAGGCCGCCGGACAUGGGUGAUCCUGGCGGCAGCUCCUCGUCCCGGCCACACGGCAAGCAGGCGCUGCAGCCGGAGGUGGUUCUCUACACGGCGUCAGCUUCAGCGUCGCGCCACAGAACGCGCACCUCCGCCGACCUCUACGCCUUGUGCGCCCUGCUGCGCGGCUAUGGCCAGGCCGUGGACGUGCGCGACGUGUCCAGGAGCAAAGCGCACCGCUGCGAGCUCAAGUCGUUGCUUGCGGCUCGGGGCUGCGCCUUCUCCCUCCCGCAGCUCCUCCUGGGCGGCCGGCUCGUCGGCGGCCCUGAGGAUGUUAGACAGCUGCACCAGGCCGGCGGGCUGCCGCAACUCCUGGACGCCGCCCCAAGGCCGAGCCCGGCCUUCGUCUGCCAAGCCUGUAAGAGGGUCGGCUCCGGGCCGUGCCCAAAGUGCAGCGAGUCCCGCAACAAGAUGCUGGAUCACGGCAUUGUUGAGGAGGAGGAGGAGGAGAGGGUUGUCCUUUUUUAUCCAACCCAAGAUAAUGUACUGGGGCUCUAG